AUGUCCAAUGUGUUAGAUAGAAUUGAUCCCACGUACUUUUCCCUGGACGAAGCGACUCGGGUACCGCACAGUGCGCCCUUGCCGGGCGCGGGCCAUGCUGCGGAGAUGCAACAGGGCCCAGGAGCCAGGGUCGCAGAGGACGAAGAAAUUGAGAGCAAGAUCUUUUUCUGCGAUGCCAAGGCAAAUUCCAGAGGUCUCUACUUGAAGAUAUCGGAGAAGGGGACGAACAGGGAGCGCUCAACCAUCAUCGUCCCGGGGCAAUCGCUGCCUUGGUUCCGAGAAUUAUUCAACUACUAUGCCACCACAGAGCCCUCGCUUGCAACCGCGAAAGAAUUCCCGGUGGAAAGCAAGGUUUUCUACUGGUCAGUGGGCGACAACCCGCGCGGAAGAUACCUUCGGAUCUCAGAGAGCGGAGCAGGGCCGAGGGGGAGGAGCUCCAUAAUUGUACCUUCGGGGGGUGCUGACUGCUCAGCAUGGCUGGCCUUUCGUGGUGUGCUGGCGCGGAUAGAGGCCCAGACCACGGAGAUGCCUCCUGUGCAGCUUCAGCUGGAUCGGUUAUCAGAGUUGGAGUCUCAUUUGGCGUCGCUGGGUGCCCGCAUUCCGGAUAUUGCUCAGACCACGUCCUACCUGGAUGCAUUUUCCAUCUCCUCUAGACCAAUGCAGGUGCCGGCACUUGGGCAGGAGACAGUGGUGGGGCCGGGGCCAUCACCGCCGACGCUGAUCUCGACGGAGUCCGGCAGCCGCAUCGUGCGCGCGGGGCACAAGCGCUACUUCUUCGACCUGGGCAGCAACAACAAGGGCCAGUACCUGCGCAUCACCGAGGUGGCUGGGCAGGAUCGGAUCGCGAUCAUUGUGCCAGCAGAGGCGCUGCCGCAGUUCUACCAUGCCGUGGGCCUCUGCCUCGAGGAGCGCCAAGGCGGCCGGCCCCCGAUGAUGUGA
This is a messenger RNA of Coccomyxa subellipsoidea C-169, 939 nucleotides long. RefSeq lists its product as hypothetical. The transcript has 7 exons. The record is from RefSeq and is a predicted model, not a curated record. Gene Ontology annotation, biological process: regulation of transcription by RNA polymerase II. Lineage: Eukaryota; Viridiplantae; Chlorophyta; Trebouxiophyceae; Coccomyxaceae. Gene Ontology annotation, molecular function: purine-rich negative regulatory element binding; RNA polymerase II transcription regulatory region sequence-specific DNA binding; DNA-binding transcription factor activity, RNA polymerase II-specific. Bases 1 to 939 code for a protein of 312 amino acids. Gene Ontology annotation, cellular component: nucleus.